CUUACGAUAAGCAACCUAGUACCUAGUAGUUGUGAGGGUACUUAUGCCACAACCCAAGGCAGGACAGGUGCUUUCAAUCUGGCCCUGCUUGGUUGGUCCCUCAAUUUGUCAAUCAAUCAGUAAUGUCAAUCAAAUUUCACAAAAUCUUCUGACGUGCGACGUGCUCAAUGUGAAGGACGGACACGACGACUAGAAGUCUAGAAUCCUGAUCGCUCUUUGGAUAUUGUAAAAUAAGUGCUCUGCUUGUAUUUCACAUGAUAGAAAUCACAAAAUAUACGGAAACAGAACAUCAUUUAACCGGUAUUGUGACUUAAAAUCAAGAAGUCAACAUGGGAAAGGCUAAAAAAGGAAAGAAGAAUCCCACCGCUGACGACGGUGAUAGCGACGCGGAGACAACAAAAAUAGAGAGCGUUAAACCAACUUCGCAGUGUAAAAAAAAAGUUAUCGAGUCCGACAGUGAUGAGGAAAAGCUCAAAACUAAAUCUAAGCACAAAAAAUCAGUAGAUGAGGAUAUCAAAGAGGUCACAAAAAAUGUUAAAAAUGUUUCUAUUAGUAAGUCGCAAAAGAAGAAAGAUGUAAGCAGUGAAGAUGAAUCAGAUGAAGAAGUGGAGAAAAAACCGAAAAAAGGCAAGAAAAAAGAAGAGAAGAAAAGUGCCUUUGCUCUUCUAGAAAUUGAAGAUGAAGAUGAUUCACCAAUUGAAGCACCACCAUCAUCUGAUGAUGAAAGUUCUGUACAGAAACCACAAAAGAAACCAACUCAAGAGAAAAAGGAACCAGCUGGUAAAAAAGGUAAAAAAGCUAAAAGGAAGAAAGAUGAUAGUGAUGAUGAUUUAGAGAAAGUAUUAGCUGAACUUGAAAUGGAAUAUGCUGGUGUUAAAAAAGAACCUAUUUCCGUAAUUGAUGCUGAAAAACCACCAGAGGCAGUGGAAGAAAAACCUAAAUCGAAGAAAAAAGGCAAGAAAGAAGAACAAAAGGAAGAACAGGAAAAUAUUGCAGAAGAAAAGGAAGGUAGUGAUAAUGAGAAUGAUGUGACAAUUAAAACAGCAGCUCAAAAGAAAAAAGAGAAGAAAGAAAGGGAAAAGCAGAAAAAAUUAGAAGCUAAGAAGAAAGAAAAAGAUCAAGAAAAGAAAGGUGUUGAUGUAGUUACUGCUGAGGUAUCUGAAAAAACCGAAAGUAAAGAAGAGAAAGUGAUUAAAGAGGAAGUAAAAGCUCCUUCUGAAGAGAAAGAAGUUGAUGGCAGUACCCCAGCGGCUGAUGGAAAGAAAAAAAAGAAAGGUGAGAAGGUAGAAAAGGAUGAUAAGGGUAAGAAAGGCCCGACCAAAAAGACUAUAGCUGCUAUGCAAGAAGCGCUUAAAAAGGUAAAAGAAGAAGAGGAGCGCUUGAAGAAAGAGGAAGAAGAAAAGAUAAGACAAGAAGAAGAACGUGAGCGACAGAGAUUAGAAGCUAUUAGAUUAGAAAAAGAACGUAAAGAACGGAAAAAACAAAAAGAAAAGGAGAGAAAAGAAAGACUUAAAGCUGAAGGUAAAUUGUUAACUCCUAAGCAAAAGGCUGAAAAAGCUAGAGCACAAGCACUCUUAGAGUCAUUAAAAGCUCAAGGUAUUGAAAUUGGUUCAGCUGAAAAGAAGCCACCAAGACCUGGUACAAGAAUCAAACCCCAAAGGUUGAAGAGUCAAAUAUCCCAGGAAACUCCUACAACACCUUCUGAAGAAAAGAAGAUAGAAAUUGAAAUUGUAGAUAAGAAGGAGGACACUCCUAAGUCAGAAGAAACUAAAAAAGAAUUAGAUGAUGAUUCAGUUAAAGAUGCAUGGGAUGCUGAAUCAUCGGAAGAGGAAAUGGAACCAGAGAAACCAGAGCCAGAACCUGUAACUCCUGUCAAACAGGAUAAGAGGGGAAGAGAGAAAGGCAAAGAGCAAGAAGAGGAUGAUGAUAGUUCAGAUGAGGAAGAUGAUAGUUCCGAAGAAGAAUCUAGUUCUGAAGAAGACUCGGAAGAUGAUCAAAUGACUGAUGCACAGAAGAAGAGGGAGUUAAUUUUGAAGAGAUUAGAGAAACGACGCGAAGAAAACGAGGCUAACAAAGUGAACAAUCCGCUUCGCGCUGCAGUCGUUUGCGUACUAGGCCACGUGGACACCGGCAAGACGAAGAUUCUGGACAAACUGCGCAGGACCAACGUACAAGACGGCGAAGCGGGCGGCAUUACACAGCAAAUAGGUGCUACGAAUGUGCCCAUUGAAAAUAUUAAGGAGCAAACUAAACAUGUCAAAGGGGUAAGCGAAAUAGCAUUCAAAUUGCCAGGUCUUCUAAUCAUUGAUACACCUGGACACGAAUCUUUCAGCAAUUUACGUAGCAGAGGCUCAUCACUAUGCGACAUUGCUAUUCUUGUAGUGGACAUUAUGCACGGGCUCGAGCCGCAAACAAUCGAGUCAAUCAACCUACUGAAGCAGAAGAAGACCCCUUUCAUAGUGGCUUUGAACAAGAUCGACAGAUUGUAUGACUGGCAAAGCGUCCAGCGUAAAGAUGUGCGAGAUAUUCUCAAAACGCAGCAAACCAACACUCAGAUCGAAUUCGAGAAGAGGAGUAAAGAUGUCAUGUUGCAGUUUGCGGAACAGGGUUUGAACGCUGCAUUGUUUUAUGAUAACCCGGAUCCUCGUACAUACGUUUCAUUGGUACCAACUUCUGCGGUGACCGGUGAAGGUAUGGGCAACUUACUCGCUAUGAUCGUUCAAGCGUGCGAAGGACCCCUGCAUAAACGACUAGUCUUCUCUAAUCAACUGCUGGCUACCGUUUUAGAGGUUAAAGCCAUCCCCGGUCUCGGUACCACCAUAGACACAAUUCUCAUCAAUGGCAUUCUACACGAAGGCGACACUAUGGUAUUGGCCGGAACAGAUGGGCCCAUAGUCACACAGAUAAGAUCACUACUUAUGCCACAGCCGAUGAAGGAACUUAGAGUCAAGAAUGCUUACAUUGAGCACAAAGAAGUCGUGGGCGCCCAAGGAGUCAAAAUAGCAGCGAAGGAAUUGGAAAAAGCUAUCGCUGGCCUGAAUCUAUUAGUGGCUCAGAAACCAGAUGAAGUUGACGUGCUCAAAGAGGAGGUGGCACGGGAAUUGAAAUCUGCGUUAUCCUCAAUAAAAUUGUCGGAACGCGGCGUGUACGUACAAGCCUCGACGCUGGGCUCUCUCGAGGCGUUACUGGAGUUCCUGAAAGCUAGCAAAAUUCCUUACUCGGCCAUCAGGAUAGGGCCGGUCGUGAAACGCGACGUGAUGAAAGCGUCCGCUAUGUUGGAGCACGACUCGCAGUACGCUACCAUAUUGGCGUUCGAUGUCAAGAUUGAACGGGACGCCCAAGAGAUGGCGGACAAUCUGGGCGUGAAGAUAUUCGCGGCAGACAUCAUAUACCACUUGUUCGACAAGUUCACCGCUUACCGCGAAGAGUUGCGGCAGAAGAAGCGCGAGGAGUUCAAACAUAUCGCCGUGUUCCCGUGCAAACUUAAGAUACUGCCUCAGUUCGUAUUCAACUCGCGCGACCCCAUUGUCGCUGGCGUGAUGAUUGAAGCGGGUAUAGUGAAGGAAGGCACCCCCAUUUGCGUACCCAGUAAAGAAUUCGUGGAGUUGGGCAUAGUGACGUCCAUCGAAAUAAACCACAAGCAAGUAGAAACAGCGCGCAAGGGACAGGAAGUGUGCAUCAAGAUCGAGCCGAUACCCGGCGAGUCGCCCAAGAUGUUCGGACGACAUUUCGACGAGACUGAUUUCCUAGUCAGCAAGAUAUCGCGAGCGAGUAUCGACGCUUGCAAGGAUUAUUUCCGCGAGGACCUUGUAAAAACCGACUGGCAACUGAUGGUGGAAUUGAAGAAACUCUUCCAAAUCCUGUAACCCGCCUUCCUACGGUCAUCUCGCCACCCAACAAUAAGACUUCACCCUACUUUCUGUCUGUUCCAUCUAACAGUAUCUUCAGUUAAAUCACAGAAUCUCCUGGUACCCACAUUUAGCAUGCAACUUGAAUUCCCAUCGAAUCGUAGGUGUACUUGCCUUAGCUUUCUUUUAUUAUUUCUUCAAAACUUUCCCAUGAACUGUACUGCGUAUUUAUUUAUUAUUUUAGUUGAUUAAUGAAAGAUAAAAUGUUAUGAAUAAUAUUUUAUUUUGGUUUUUUAUUAGGCAGUUCUAUCACGAGAUGUUGUAAAUAGUAUUAUUAUUAUACACAUUAUUUAUUACAUACGGAGGGGUCUAUUUUGUUUCAACCUUUGGUAUCUUUAUGUUUGGACCUACGAGGACAGGGCAGCGCAGGUGUUAUCUCGAAUACUCCUCCUUUUCCAUUUUAUGUUUGACACUCGCUUAUUGUUUGGGAUGAUUCAGACUAACAAAGCAUUUAAGGACGUCCUGCGCUCGCGUCUAUACGCCAAGAUUGUAGAGAAACAAAGAAAUAUCUAUAUAAUUAUAUCAACGAGUCAUCUGUAAAUAUUCAUACGACCUUGUCGCAAUAGAGAAUUUCUAGUUGCGUGUAAAUAAAAUAACGUCGAACGGAAAUCUAUAAGCAACUGUGCUUUUUAACUCUAAUAGUGCAAUAAACGAUCUCAUUGAUAAAUGAAUGUGUCUUUGUAGAGCAAUGUCUGUUUUCUACGGUGCUUCUUUUGUAGUCGUCUUAUACUAAAACUGAUGUUUAUUCUAUGUAUCGCACGACGUAGUUGUAAUAUAACUGGUGUAAUUGUGGUAGGCUCAUGAUGGAGGCACUGUGGGGUCUGUGGAGGUCGUAUAUUGUACUCGGCUGAUGCGCAGUGACAUCACGUUUCGUUGUGUCCAAUUUUGAUGCGAGAAGGCCGCGACGGCACGGACAAGGGUCCUUUUAGUCCUUAUUGAAGGUACAGAAGGUUGUAUUUUAUAUGUAGGUAUUUUUCCCUUUUUGAAAUGCUUUGUAUUAUAUAGAUGGAAUCGGACAUAUUCUUAUAUUGAAGAAAUUUUAUUAAAUUACUUAAUACGUAA
Messenger RNA from Chilo suppressalis (striped riceborer), 4970 nucleotides. The record is from the annotation of a GenBank genome assembly. Lineage: Eukaryota; Metazoa; Arthropoda; Insecta; Lepidoptera; Crambidae.